AUGAUAGAAGCCAUAAAGGCUUGCAGACACAUUCCUGAGCCAGAUGUAGAGGAGUUAUGUACAAAGGCGAUUGAGCUAUUAGUGCAAGAAGCCAAUAUUCAGCAUGUCGAUACACCCGUAACAAUAUGUGGUGAUAUACAUGGCCAGCUUCAUGACUUGAUAACGUUAUUCAGAACGGGUGGAGAAUGUCCCUACACACAAUAUUUAUUUUUGGGCGAUUUUGUUGACAGAGGAUUCUAUUCGGUGGAGAGCUUCUUAUUCUUGUUAGCACUAAAAGUGAGAUAUCCUGAUAGAAUCACCUUAAUACGAGGAAAUCACGAGUCUCGACAAAUCACGACAGUAUAUGGGUUUUACGAUGAGUGUAUCCGAAAAUAUGGGUCUGUUAAUGUUUGGAGAUAUUGCUGUGAAGUAUUCGAUUAUCUCUCGCUCGGAGCUAUUGUUGGAGGCGAAGGUGGCGUCUUCUGCAUUCACGGCGGAUUAAGUCCCGAUAUUGAUACAAUUGAUCAAAUAAGAACAUUAGAUAGAAAGCAAGAAGUCCCACAUGAGGGAGGAAUGUGCGACUUAUUAUGGUCAGAUCCAGAAGAGGUUCCAGGUUGGUCCAUUUCUCCUCGUGGCGCGGGAUUCUUGUUCGGCGAGAACGAGGUGCACAAGUUUCUUCAAGUAAACAACAUCUCUCUUAUAGCUAGAGCGCAUCAAUUAGUAAUGGAAGGCUACAAAGAGAUGUUUAAUCUGGAGCUAGUCACGGUGUGGUCCGCCCCCAAUUACUGUUAUCGUUGUGGUAACAUAGCCUCCGUGCUUGCCAUAGAUGACGAUCUUGGUAGAGACUACAAAGUCUUUGAGGCUGCUAAUCAGGAUCUUAAUACCAUUCCUUCCAAAAAACCGGCUGUGGAAUACUUCAUUUGA
Priceomyces carsonii is the source of this 903-nucleotide messenger RNA. It is a transcript of the gene PPH3, whose product is annotated as phosphoprotein phosphatase PP4 catalytic subunit. The record is from RefSeq and is a predicted model, not a curated record. Gene Ontology annotation, molecular function: protein serine/threonine phosphatase activity. Gene Ontology annotation, biological process: double-strand break repair via homologous recombination. Gene Ontology annotation, cellular component: nucleus; cytoplasm. The transcript has a single exon. The coding region runs from base 1 to 903 and encodes 300 amino acids. NCBI's taxonomy places the organism in Eukaryota, Fungi, Ascomycota, Pichiomycetes, Serinales, Debaryomycetaceae.